Mesorhabditis belari is the source of this 861-nucleotide messenger RNA. Lineage: Eukaryota; Metazoa; Nematoda; Chromadorea; Rhabditida; Rhabditidae. The record is from the annotation of a GenBank genome assembly.
AUGAGCGUGGCUAGGAUUUUUGGCCGGACGACCAUAUUCAGAUGCGAAAACUCGUUAAGAAAUCUUUCAACUAGCAAGCCUCCUAGUGAAACAAAGGAGACCGAGAACGAGUCAACAAAACCCCAAGGUUGGAUCUCUAAGCUGUUUGUUGGGCAGCAAUACGAUCCUGAGGGCGCUCAAAAACAAUCUCACUCCUCGCUUCUUUCUGCGUCCGAUUAUGUUUACGAAAUUACAACUCACAACUUUCGUCCUGGGUCAACUGAGAAAUAUCUUGAUUGCUUCGGUGAAUAUAAAAAGAAUCUAGAAAAGACACUACCUUCUGUUGAGCUGGUCGGCUCUUGGAACGUAGCUUAUGGCCGAACCAAGGAUCAGGCGAUUCAUUUAUGGCGCUAUCACAAAGGCUAUUUAGAUGUUGAUUCGUCAAUCGACGUGCUUUCACGUGAUUCAAAUUUACGAGCAACUGACAACGAGCUAGCUGCUUUGUGUGGGCGGAGAAAAUCUGUUCUUGUAAAAAGUUUCUCCUACUGGGGUGAACCCAAGCCACGUCCGGAGCGUCAUGUCUACGAUUUGCGCAGCUACGUCCUAAAGCCUGGCUCAAUGAUUGAAUGGGGUAAUGCAUGGGCAAAGGGCAUCACCUAUCGACGAGAGCAUAACCAAGAUGUGGGAGGAUUCUUUGCACAGGUCGGUCAGCUUUAUGUGGUCUAUCAUAUUUGGGCAUAUCCCUCUAUGAUCGGUCGUAACGAAACACGAAACUCUACUUGGGCAAAACCGGGCUGGGAUGCGACUGUUGCAUAUACUGUACCAUUGAUUGAGAAAAUGCAAUCGAAGAUCCUGACCGCAACGAAAUAUUCUCAAUUAAAA